UUAAGAACCGUUUUAUGGGGGAAAGCUUAUAGGGAAGAAAUGAUAGAAUCCGUUGUUGAUACGCAAGUGCAGAUUGAAAAACAUAUUCAAGCUGCACUUGUGGGACGGGACUAUUCGGUUGAGUCUCUUCUUGCGAAGAGGCACCAGAUCAGGGGGCUCAUCUUCUACCCAAUGGGAGAAGCGCUUAGUGAAAGGACUUACGCUUUGCACAUGAAGGAGAUUCUCCAGUUGGGUAAAGUGCAAAGCCUUCCAUUUUGGCGGGUUGAAAGGGCCAUAAAGGACUUUAAUCUCUUUCUUGAACUUGAAAGAGCGUAAAUUCUUCCAUUUUUGAUCCAAAUUUCCCACUCUUUCUGUGAGGCAAAACCUCACCACACUACACUACACUUCGACACAAGAGAAGAGGAUCGGGCGCUUUGUAUCUUCGGGAUAGGAGUUGGCGGUCUUCUUUAAGAGAACUUCAAUCUAAUAUUCAUUAUGAAUCAACUCAUGUUUCCACUCUAUUCUCAUUACGAGGAUAUAUCAAGUCAGGAUCCGUUGCUCAAACCGAAUCACGCAAACAUUAUGGAAGUUUCUGGAUCGUGUAAAAUAAUAGUAGUACCAAAGACAGCACCUUCUAUCAAAAAUGGAAAAUUGGCUAUGGAGAUUCUGUGCAGCCAGAAAUUAAAACAAAGGGCUUCAACAGGAAAGUCAUUUCGAUCCAAUCCAUUCUUGGGGUCAAAUAAAAACAAAAAAGGAUAUGUCAGUGACCUAGCACGACAAAGCACUCUCCGAGGGCAUGGAAUGUCACAUUUGGUCAAAAUAUCCACAGUAAUGUCUCUGUUAGAUUCUCCACUCGAAAUAAGGGAAAGGUCAAUUCAAUUCUCGAUGGAAACGGAACUUUGGGAAUUCUCCCCCAAACUGGAAGAUCAUUUCGAGAUCUUCUAACAUAUUCGAGGGUUCAAUGUUACUAUUGUAACCUCGGACAACACACAAGAUGAUACUUUACCACCGUGGAGUGGCUUUUUGCAAAAAGAUGAGGGCGAAACUCAGUAA
Molecule: messenger RNA, 1032 nt
Organism: Solanum lycopersicum (tomato)
Lineage: Eukaryota; Viridiplantae; Streptophyta; Magnoliopsida; Solanales; Solanaceae
Product: large ribosomal subunit protein uL5m
Biological process (GO): translation
Cellular component (GO): ribosome; cytosolic large ribosomal subunit
Molecular function (GO): RNA binding; structural constituent of ribosome
Source: RefSeq, a predicted model, not a curated record